AAACAAGCAUUAAUUGGGCGUGGCUUGGUGGUUAUCUAAUAGAAAAUGAAAAAAACUGGGGAAGGUAUGGAGUCAGCUUCAACAAGUACAGUAGUUUCAAUCGAUGGUGGCACUCUAGCUUCUCUUCUGUUCAAGUUAAAGAACUCACAUGGAGAUGCAGAGGGUUUCCUAGUCGGGGAAGUAUGCAGACGCUGUGUGGAUGCAAUCACAGACUCACAAUCGGCCGGAAUUCGAGAAGAGAAAAAAUUACGCGUCCUCUCCUUUAUUAUCUUCAACAAGCGAUUCAGGUUUUACGAUCAUUUUGGAAGACCGGACCUCGCCAGUAUCCAAACAAUAUUAGGAUCUCAGUACAAGCACUUGAUAGGGUGGUUCUCGUAUCGAUGUAACACUAGCCAUCGAAUCUCACUGAGAGAGAGAUCUGCUCACCGCAAACUUUUGGAGAAACUCACGGAUGUUGUGAAUAUAGACUUCUUAUUUGGGCUGAUCACAGAGGGUUUGUUGGAGCAGACUCCCAUACAGUCCACUGAGUAUUCUUUCCACACUUGGAACGGAAGCUUUCGGAGUAUGGGUGUGGAGGUGGUCAACUUGAGAGCCUCAGGCACUGUGCCCUACCAGACCAUGGCCAUCUCACCUGACCUGGUUCAUGACUCUGAGUAUGCAGCCAUACUGCAAAGUCAAAGCUCUCUCUUUAUGAGUCCUGAUGGGAAAGUGUUGCAAGCUACAACUGUGGAAGGACUCUAUAGAACUAUGCUCAACAGAUUAGAGCCGUUACUCUCCAAGUUGACAGACUCUAACACUGAGAUCAUUGCACUCGAUCAAGAAGUGACAAGGCUACAAGAGCUAGCGGAUGAGCUUCAGAGAGAAAAGAGCGAAAAGAAACCUCUUAAAGAAGACGGCUCUAUACAUACCAACAAUGAGGCUACCAAUAUAAAACCUAUCAACCUAAUAGACUUAAACAGCCCCAGAGACGGUGACAAAAACUUAUGCACGCCCCGUGAACAAAGUGUCGAUAUUGAGCCACCGAUCAUUUCUCACGACAUCUUGAGUGAGAGCAUCUUAGAGUCCUCACUGAACUUGCAAGCUGAGCUGUUACAACCUCUAGUUGUAGAGGACAAAGAAGAGACGACUAGUGGUAGUAGUCGACAUGAACCCAAUAGCAGUUUUAUUCAACAAUCACAGGAACUGUUUUGAUUAUUAAUUUUUUAUUUAAUUUGUGCAUUAGAUAAUUAUAGCCGCGGCUUGGUCCCGAUAAAGAAUUGAUUGGUUGGAA
Messenger RNA from Halichondria panicea, 1270 nucleotides. RefSeq names its product BRCA1-A complex subunit Abraxas 1-like. The record is from RefSeq and is a predicted model, not a curated record. The transcript is spliced from 8 exons. Gene Ontology annotation, molecular function: polyubiquitin modification-dependent protein binding. NCBI's taxonomy places the organism in Eukaryota, Metazoa, Porifera, Demospongiae, Suberitida, Halichondriidae. Bases 46 to 1191 code for a protein of 381 amino acids. Gene Ontology annotation, cellular component: nucleus.